Seminavis robusta is the source of this 834-nucleotide messenger RNA. The record is from the annotation of a GenBank genome assembly. Lineage: Eukaryota; Bacillariophyta; Bacillariophyceae; Naviculales; Naviculaceae.
AUGGGUCUCUCCAACCUUGCCAAUAAGAAUCUCCAGCGAGUUCCUCCCAAGCCUCCCUCGCCCACCGAACCUCGCAUCACCCUUCAAUCCAGCAUCGACAAAAUGCCUGAAGUCUCCGCAGAAGUGAAAGGGCAAAUUAUGACAACAUGGAUUGAACUCCUCGACAAGGAUCCCAGCACAGCGGCAGCAACCUGCUGCCUCACCCGGGCCCCGACCCAUGCCGAAAUCCGCGGCGCCUCGGCCACGGCAUCCAUACUUGGAGCAGGAAAGUUCAUUGCCGUUCUAGGCACUCGCGGCCCCAAACCUGACGACGAAGACAGGUUUGGAGGCACCGACGAAACCACCACUGAGUACUACCCUAUCCUUCCACUCAUUGGAAAAGAUAUCUGCACAUUAGUCCAUGACGGCCUCUGCUAUGACAAACCCAAUGAAGAAACAAACAAAUGGAACCCCUUUGUCACCGCCCAGAAACUCAAACCGUACCUUAACGACAUCCACAGCAUUCUCCUUGGUCUGACAACCGCAUCCUCAACCCAAAAGGUACGCGGCGCUAUCAAGUUUGACCUCAAACAACGCGCCACAGUGGACCCACCCCUCCACGAACUCAUGGUGCCGCGUAUCAACAAUAUCCUUCACCCGGCCGUCUACCAGCCACCUCCGGACAAUCCACUUGGGAACACUGGCACUCCAACGGAGCACAAUGCCACGGUCCCAGCUAGUGGCACUCCAACGGAGCACAAUGCCACCACCCCACAAAAUCCCGCGAGCACCCCAACGGGGCACAAUGCCCCGGUCCCACCUGGCACUCCAACGGAGCACAAUGCCACGCUAUGA